Messenger RNA from Ceutorhynchus assimilis (cabbage seed weevil), 2706 nucleotides. The record is from the annotation of a GenBank genome assembly. Lineage: Eukaryota; Metazoa; Arthropoda; Insecta; Coleoptera; Curculionidae.
GGAUCGUUCGCAAAGUGGGGAGAGGGUACCUACUCGGUAAUGUCGGUGGAAAAAGUUUAUCCUCGUAUUUCCGAACACGUGGUGACUCGGCGCGGCGGUAUGGUUUUAUUCAAAAUUUACAUAGUUUAACCGUUUACCUGUGUAAAAUAAGUUUCGAAUUACAAACGCGAAAAUGUCGAAAACUAAAGAAAAAGAAGAAACGGGUGAAAACUCUUCGGACGGAGGUUUCAAAAUGAAAAAAGAGUUGACGUUACUUGACGGAGUUGCGAUUAUAGUGGGUGUUAUAAUUGGUUCCGGUAUUUUUGUUUCGCCGAAGGGUGUUUUAAGGUAUUCUGGAUCGAUGGGGAUGGCUAUCAUUGUGUGGGUUCUAUCUGGAAUAUUAUCUAUGCUUGGUGCGCUAUGUUAUGCCGAAUUAGGUACCAUGAUUCCGAAAUCAGGAGGAGACUACGCUUACAUUAUGGAUGCCUUUGGACCAUUACCAGCUUUCCUCUACCUUUGGGUGGCUCUUUUCAUUUUAGUUCCUACUGGCAACGCCAUUACUGCCAUGACGUUCGCUCAAUACAUCAUACAGCCCUUUUGGGGAGACUGUAAAGCUCCUGUGGAAGCUGUAAGACUGGUUGCGGCUGCGACAAUUUGUGGACUGACGUUAAUUAACUGUUAUAAUGUUAAAUGGGUAACCAGAGUAACAGACACAUUCACAGCAACAAAAAUCUUUGCCCUGCUCAUAAUCGUCGCAGCUGGUUGUGUUCAUUUAUUCAGAGGCCACUGGGACCACUUUCACUCUCCAAUGGAGGGUACCAACUGGGAACCAUCGCACAUAGCUCUGUCAUUUUAUAGCGGUCUCUUCUCGUACUCAGGAUGGAAUUAUUUAAAUUACGUAACUGAAGAGCUGAAAAAUCCAUACAGAAAUCUUCCAAGAGCAAUUUGCAUAUCCAUGCCAGUGGUCACAGUCAUAUACGUUGUGACAAACGUAGCCUAUUUUGCAGUAUUGAGCCGUAACGACAUUCUGUCGUCUGAUGCAGUAGCCAUCACAUUCGGUGACAAAAUGUUGGGAUUUGCAUCGUUUCUGAUGCCAGUGUUUGUUGCCUGUGCAACGUUUGGCUCUUUGAACGGAGCCAUUUUUGCAUCGUCGCGCUUGUUUUUUGUUGGAGCUCGUGACGGUCAUCUACCAAGAGCUAUCUCAUUGAUUGACGUUAAAAGACUGACUCCGGUACCUUCGUUAAUGUUUAUGUGCAUCAUAACUCUAUUCCUCCUAGUCGCAGGAGACGUCUACGUCCUAAUCAACUACGUUCAAUUCGUAGAAGCCCUGUUCAUCACCAUAAGCGUCUGCGGACUACUCUACAUGCGUUACACAAUGCCAGAUGCUAAAAGGCCCAUAAAAGUGACUUUAAUACUGCCAAUUACAUUUUUGAUCAUUUGUGCCUUUUUAGUUAUAUUCCCGUGCUACGAAAGCCCUCUGGAAGUGGGUAUCGGUGUCGCGAUUAUUUUGAUAGGUAUUCCAGUGUAUCUAGUGACUAUAUGGUGGAAAAAUAAGCCGAAAUGGUUGCAACAAUUGUUUGACGGUUUUAAUGACGGCUGUGCCAAGUUGUUCAUGUGUAUACCGGAACAAGUGGCCCAAAAGGAACUGUGAUCUUUUUCUAGUUUAAAUUUAGAUUUUUUUUCUGGUAUCUAUGGAAGAUGCUCAAAAAGAUGACGCUUAAGUUACUCUAGAUAAAGUUGCUCAAUUUGUUGGUGUAUGGAAAAUAUUAAUGUCUCGCGCUCUUUUUGAAAGAUGUGCUUUUCCGCACCAGUAGGAUGGCUAACUGGGGGCCGCAGGCAGCUCAAAAUAGCAAUUUUCUUUGUUAGAUGCCUAAGCAUUCAAUUUUUGUAUGUGACACUAUAGUUUCGUUCCAACACAGCAGGAAACCGUGAAGUGUACCGUCACGAUUCUGCGCAAAGCCUAAAGUUUGUGCGUAGAAUCCGAAAUUCGUAUACAGAGUGGUUUUCAAACCGUUCAUGAGAAAGUUUUUGAUGUGUUGGAAGUGUUGGAACAGGCCUACUGUAUCAUAGUGGUUGGGGUAGGUACGAAAAAUGGAAUUUUUUCUUGGAAAAAUUUUGUUUCAAAUAAGAGGCGACUCUAAGUAGUAAAUGGCAUCUACUUGUUGCUUCCUCUUUCCAAAAUUUAAGUUUUUAGAUUAAACUUUGUGACUUAAUUUUAUAAAAUUGACCGAAUUAAUAAUUUCCCGUAAUCUAUGGCCUUCUAAUGUAAUUUAUAAGGAAGUUAACGUUCCGCUGUAAUUAUUAUACAAUACGAAUAAUACCAUCUAAAGAAAUUUUUUGUAUAUUUUGCUCUUAUAUUAAUUGAUAAAAGAUGUAAACUAGGAUAGGAUUGAUAUUAUCUAGUUUUAAGUUUAUACUUACAAAACUUCUUGUUGAAAUGAUAUCUUGUUCAAAAAAUUCAUAUAGGUAAUUUGUAAGAUAUAUUACUGUAAAUAGGAUAAUUUAGGUUUUUAAAAAAAAUCUUCUCAUUCCAUUAGAGCUUUCAUUGUCUUUGUAAGUCAAAAACGGCUCGAAUUAUUUUUAAAUUAAGCAAUUGUAUGAAGCAAUGUAAUUUUUCACGGUGUCGCUUAAUUUGUUGAUUCCUUUAUAAUAGGUUUUAUUAAAGGAGUCAUGACUGUCAUUGUUGCUUUUGUUUACUAAUUGAAUAAUAAAGUUUAUAAGUGAGAA